CCGAUAUCUCAAGCUGAUGAGUUAAUACUGUAAUCAUGUUCCUGAACCUGUUUCAAUGCGUGACAGCGUAAGCUUAUCAGCGACCCAACAGAAAUCCACAUCGCGGCUUGUACUCAAAUUUACUGUAUCGAGUUUACCUUUCGACAUUCCCAACAGCCAACAUGACUUUUAUCGCCUGUAAUCUUGUUUAUUUUGACUCAUAACUCGCUCGAACUAACUUGUAAGCGAGAAUUUUUUGUUUCAGUCGUUCCCGUUUGGUUGUUCAUACAUACUUGAAAACGAAUUACCAACGACAUACCAGCGGAACUGGUCUGGUACCGUAGAAAGGAUUUGAUACGAAACGAUCUCAUGAUGUCUGCAUCCAUCACUCCCUUUCUUUUUCUGUUGAUUACUCUGAUCUUGGGGAUUGGAGUCCAUGGUGUGCCAUACAAGAAUUACGAUAUCCGCAGAUGCGAUGCAGUCGUCCUGCUGGAUUGUCCUACCACUGCGACAGGGAGCGCGGGCCGCGUGACAUUCUAUCCCUACAUUUCCAUCAACACGUCGCGUGCCAAAACCGAUACUCGUUACAAUUAUUACGAAUCGGAUUAUGGCGGAAACUGUGAGCAAACCGGUCCUUGCAAACUGAAAGUGCAAACAGUAAAAGAAUGCGGAGAUCCGCUUGGAAGUAACUAUGCUAUCUACUUCAACGUCAGAAAUUUCGAGAUUCCGCGAUCAUCGCGUCUGGAGAUCUACGACGCCUCCGGACAGGGGGAGCCCGUGAUGAAACGCGGCUGGAACGGAGGAGAUGGCUGGCAGCAUUACAAUCCGACUUCCGUGGCGCAGGUGCGCUCUGACUACGCCCGCCAGCCGGCAUUCUCCGUUGAGUACUACCAUGGAAGGGCCCAGUGCCGUAGCGCGCGGAAGGUGGUCUUCGAUUAUGUGAUCACUGAAGCGCUGAGCACGGUGAAUAAUACAUACUGUACCGCUCUGGACGGUUAUGUCAAUAGCCAGUAUAUCUGCGAUACAGCCGAAGAUCGCGUUAACUGUCCGGCUUGGAUAUCCGACAGUAUGAGUUCCUUGGAGCCGGCAUAUCAGCGACAGUACUGCUUGCCUAGUUAUUGGAUCAUUGGCGGAAUCGCGGCGGCCUCGGUGGUGGGUCUAGUGAUCCUAAUUGUGCUGUUAGGGCUGUGCCGUCGUCGCUGCCGAACGUGUGCCUGCGUGUGUCGUCCGCGGAAGAUCUGCAACUGGAACAGCCAGCGAAACUGCAACUUCUGGAGUCCGUACUGUUCCUGCGCCAUCAAAUACGACAUCCAGUGUGAUACCGGAAGUGAUGAGAGACUUCUUGCCAAGAAGAACGAUUUGUUGGAGGAUUGAUUGUGAUGCAACAAUUGCGGGUGAAUCCAUUAGUGAUUUUUCUACCUGCAGAAAUGCGCACUGGAGGUUCCUUUUAUUGUUUUUAAUUUCGUUUUUUUGCCUUUUUAUUCGUCACUAAAUUUUUAGCCUGCUUUUUCUCGGGGCAAGAAAAAUAGCGUUAAAUUAAGUUUUUCCGCAUACCUUUAAUAAAUAUCCUAUUCCGGAUACAAACUAACCAGGGCACAUUUUCCGGGUCCAAAUUCAGAAAAAUCUGAUCUUUGGCAGAAACAUAGUAUACCAUCGUAGUAUUUAAAAAAAAUAAUUUCAGCUACUGACACUCAAAGGGCGUAGGAACAAAAUUAAUAAGUAAAUAAUACCAAUGCACUAGCGCAAUACCCGCACAGGCUUUCUAUAAAAUAACAGCAUAUCAGGAAAGUUUCACCUCUUGCAGAAACGUAGCAUUUUGCCACAUUAUGGUUAAUGAAAAAUUUCAUGCGAACGUUGAGACGACACAGUAGAAAAACCAUUUUGUAGCUGCGAUUCUUUGCGGUAGUGCAACAGUACGUACUUACCACAUACUGCCGCUGUAUUUGGAUUCCGGAUUUUGCUAAUUUCCUCACGGUGUGCAGUGUGCCCCCGGAACUUGUUAAAUAUUAAAGUUCAUUAAGCGUGCUAUAGUCGUACACUGUCAAUCGGCAAAAGACGAGUUCCUGAUUUAUUAUUAUACACUGAUACAAACAGCUGUUCGAGUACUACACUAGUGCAGUCACUGCAGUGCAAUAGUAUGUACUAUUACAGUAUUACUUACUUAUUACUUUUGUUUGUCCACGCCCUUUGAGUGUCAGCAGCUGAAAUUAUUUUUGUUAAUAUACUACGAUGGUAUACUAUGUUUCUGCCAAAGUUCAGAUUUUUCUGAAUUUGGACCCGGAAAAUGUGCCCUGGUAAGUACCAAUAAAAAAUUUAUAACAGAAACACUUCCGCUUUGCUAUCCUGGUCAGGGAUUGUUCCCAUUACCCAUAUUGCAUUUCCACGUUGUAUUUGGAUAGAUAGUCGCUGCUUAAAGAACUCUUUCGCCCGUUUCUGGCCGGUGGAAGCUGCCAGAAACGGUCGAAAGUUGUUCCUAAAUUAAGUUGUUCAAAAUUCAGAUGUAGUGGAUCUUAUUAGUCAUUCUGCUUUGUUUUUGUUACCGAGCGUUUGUAUAAAAAUUUAAAACAGUACUUGUAUCGGUUAAUGUACAAUACAGCGUGACACAGUAAUUAUUCCCAAUUUAUUCUGCUAGUAACCAGUAACCACUAUACCAAACCGUCGCUUGGGUCAUUGCCGCCUUUUGUAGACAGUGCACAUAUAUGAUGAUAAGCAUCUGGACUCUUCCAGUGCAAAGGUUUACCGAGCCGCUUUUGCAAGAGCUGUGCUUCUGUUUAAUGAAGAUAAAUGCCGGUGUUAAAGUGGCGGUAUGUUUGGACUGUCUGAGUUAUAGGGUAUCGAAUACCGCUAUAUUAAUUCUACAAUACCGAGGUGUUUAUGGACUCUGGUAACCACGUGGAUGCGGUUCUUGAAAAUACUUCCUUGGCCCCGAUCAUAUCUAACACCGUCGGUUAAAGCAGAUGGUUGUAUUAUUUUGGUAUUUUACAAUAAAAGAUAUUCUUCUGAUAGCUGCUUUACUUUGAUUUAUUCAUUGCAUAAAACUAUACCACAAUACUUGACUUGUAUCCUCUCUACCGAAGCAACACAAUGAUUUUCUAUGCUCUAUUAUUAAUGGUGCUGGUGGCAUUCAUCGACAGUUGUUGUGGUUCCAUGUACAAAACGUAUAAUUCCCGCAAUCGCUGUGGUGAUGUUAUCCACCUUGACUGCCCGACAGUCUCCGCGGCCAGCGCCGGUCGUAUCGAAUUCCGACCGCAGUUAACUGUCGUUAAGAUGAGCGACAACCUUACCGAUUACGGUUAUGCCUACGAUGUGUGUCACCAGCGGGAGGCGUGUAAACUGACCGUAAAAACAGCGCAAGCGUGCGGAAACACUGGAGAUGAGUACGCCAUAUACUUCAGUCUGCGAACAUUCGAGUUACCUCAAGGUUCGCGGUUAGAAAUCUACGAUAUAACUAAGGACCAGAGCUUACUCAGAUCGUGGAGCGUUAAACCGAAUUAUUUUCCGGCUACAACCACUGUCAAGAGCGCUGUGCCGCCAGAAGUCAUCGGUCAGCUGCUGUCGGAUUUCACUCCCCAACCGGCCCUCUUUCUCGAAUAUUUGCACGGAACGGGAGCUUGUCGCGGUUCACGGAAGGUGGUCUUCGAUUACAUUAUUGUUGAGAGCCAGAGUACGGGAAACAACACCUUGUGCAAAGCCUUGAGUGGCUACGUAAAUAACGAGUACAUCUGUGAUACCUCCGACGAUCGGAUUAACUGCCCGUUGCAUUUAUCGGAAUCGACUGAAAAUAUGGAAGAAGUUUACAAGCGUCAGUACUGCGCGCCGACUGGAUGGGUCAUCGGUGGAAUUACAACCGGCGCCGUCAUCGCUGGCCUGGCGCUGAUAGUCCUGGUAAUCCUUUUGGUUGGCCACUGUCGCAGGCAUCCCUGCACUUGCCGCCCUACAAAGUUUUGCACAUGGUCCAGCGAACGCAAGUGUAAUUUGUGGAGCCCGUAUUGUUCGUGCCUGUUUCGCUACGAGAUUCAGUGUGAUACUGGAAGCGAUACGCAUUUGCUGUCCAAAACGAACGAUACCACCGAUGAGUAGCUACUCUGACCCGAAAUAGAAAGUUUAAACUGUUAAAUCUGAUGUCGCCUUUAAAAUUAUUAAACAUUCCGGAGCAGGAACGGAGUGACUACCAUCAAAACAUACUUCAACACGUGAUUCUGUUAAAUGCUAUGCAGAAGGCACAAUCCGUAUGCGGUUAGGCUAGACCUCAAAAUAAAGACAGACGAAGG
This is a messenger RNA of Paramacrobiotus metropolitanus, 4250 nucleotides long. RefSeq lists its product as uncharacterized. The record is from RefSeq and is a predicted model, not a curated record. The coding region runs from base 349 to 1353 and encodes 334 amino acids. The transcript is spliced from 10 exons. NCBI's taxonomy places the organism in Eukaryota, Metazoa, Tardigrada, Eutardigrada, Parachela, Macrobiotidae.